CUGGGGGAUGAAUAUGUGAGUGUGACUUCGGUCUCAUAUUAUUUUGAGGUAUUUCCACCCUAGGCCUAGCGUUUGUGCUACGUUUGCUUCAGCGUAGUUCUAGUAUUGCUUCUCCUCGUUAUUUUUGUGUAGCUUUUGUGCCUUCACCGACACCGACUUUGUUUUUGCGGUCGUCCUUGGUUUGGCUCCUUCGAAGCAGGACCGCGCCGCUGCUGCCUCAACAAAGUGCUGGGCCACUCCUCUCUAAUAAGUACCGCCUUUCUUGUUCAAUGCUGGAGAUCUUUAGCGCUGAAUCCCGCGUCACCCUUUUGCAGAAAUGCGACGAUCUGGACGACGUCCGAAGAGCGCUGGGUUAUGAAAGCCUCAGAAUGGAAAUCCUCAAAGUGGAAUUGGAAAUAAUUUGUGAUGCAUGAAAUGCGACGCAAAAAAGACUGUAUCGCAGAGGACGCAAUGGAGGCCAACUAUUGCCGCCCUUCUACGGGUGAAGAAUUGGAGUGCUGAUUAGCACGAGAGAAGGGCACCCCUUUGCGUUAGCCAGCAUGACAGACAUGCUUUGAGUGCCCGGGAAAUUUGUCAUGCGCCUCCUAGAAGUGGCACUUCAACUGGAGUGGUUUUUUGCAUUACAAACUAUGUUCACUUUGAGGAUUUUCGACCUGAGGCUUUCAUAUGGGUCAGGACGUAAUUCCAAGGUUUCUCUUGACCCUUUCCAGAAUUAUCCUGUGCAAAAGCAUCGGACUCCUACUAAUCGCAGUCAUGCAAGACAAAUUUCAUUUUCUAGCUAAAUCAGCAUGACAAAUUCUCUUUGUCAUGCUGAGGUAAUUUGUGUUGCAAAAAUACUACGAGUACGAUAAUUUUGCAGUUCAUAAGAAUCCGCACGGAGCUAAACGCAGUCGCCGAGGAGCUGGAGCAAGCGGAUGCGCAAGCGCAGAAGGGCUACGGCCGGAUCACGCUGGACUUGCAAGAACAGUGCGAAAUCAUGGAUCUCACUUUGCAGAGGUAUUAUUAUUAAUUUUUUGCCCAUUUGGUUCUUCUUCCGUCGUGGGAGAUGUAUCAAUUGAGAUGGAAAUGUAAUUGACUGUGAGACGAGAUGAGAACAUUCAUAGUAUGUCUAUGCUUUUGUUUGUGUUACUGUGAGUAUCUCAAUCCACUUUUUCCGGUUCUUCACUAGAAAAUGGCUCGGAAACUAGUACAAUCAAAUGUAUUACAGAAUAGAGGCCACGUAUCUUCCAGACAGUCCUGACGACCAUAGGAAAUUUCGGGAGUGGUCCUACGAGGUAUGCGGGCUGUACGAGGAAGCGCGUGCAAUGUUGCAGCAGUACAACUUGGAGUCACUAGCGUCCCGCGAGGGAAAAGGCAAUGGGUGCCAAACUGCGGCCGACAGCAGUGCGGCGUCGCACCCGACCACAGUUCUGGCAAUACCAAGUGGAAAAACACAGGAAAGGGGAAAAAUUCAAAAUUUUUGUAUCUUGCAAAGGCAGCCCCAUUCCGAAAUCUAAUGGCACAGGGAUGGCCGGGCCCACCUGUCCGAUGGCCCGGCGCGAUCUCCUAGCGGCGGCGCUUCUGCCUGUUGAGUUCCAGCAAAGCGCAGCCAUCCACUCUCCGCAAGAUCGGCACAUCGUCGCCAAUAUUUUUGCGCCCCAAUUUUUGCUCGCCGCGUUCGUACCGGAAGUCGGGCGCCUGCUUUUCUGCCGAACACGAACCCGCCCGAGGCAGGGGCCAUCAAAAAGAGCCCAAAAGCGAGGCCUCUUUUUGGCCAAAUCUGGGGGACAUAGGUCGGGUUACAAAUCCACAGGAAUGCCCAGAAAUGAGGGCAACCCCGGACGCGACAAUGGCGCGGCCGAUUUGGGCCGAAAACCCGGCAGUUUUGGGCCGAUUUGAGCGCCCAACGCGACAACGCGGCCGAUUUCGGCCGAUUUGGGCGCGACAAUGGCGCCGCCUGGGGCCCGGCAGUGAUGUUAAAACGGAGCGCCUGCGUUUUCAAAUUGUAGACAGGCCCGGGGGCAGGCCUUCUGCGUAGUGUGUCUUUUGAUACGCCGCGAGCGGUUUUUCGGCCCGGCGUUUGUGAUUCCGGCGCAAAUCACCAACGCCAUGCGCAUGCGUUUGGUUCUCACCUCUUUCAAAAAUGAGGCAUGGCAAAAUUUUGAAAUUUUCCCCUUUCCUGUGUUUUUCCCCUUGGUAGGCAAGCUUGGCCUCACAUUUGCAGAAGGUUUUCAGCUGCACGGAACCGAGGAAAGCGCGAGGAGGCAAACGGAGAUUGCACUAGUGGUUCAUCUCGUUGUGUUUCGAUUCAUCCUAGUACUUUGGACCCGCCUAGUUGGUGGUACCAGCCGGUAUACACUUGCGAGACUUGUUCGCCGCCGUGUCGCGAUUACAACAGCUGGUGCGGCGUCGCACCCGACCACAGUUCUGGCAAGCUUAUGCCUUGGACGGGCGUUAGCAUACAGAAGGGUGAAUCUGCAGUGAAUUUGUAUUGCGUGGCAAUGCAUGAGCUAAUCACGUGCAUGCGAAGAACACGUGGAAAACAAGCAGCCAGCGCGCCGUGUUGAUGGGCUGCUUGGCUGGUGACGCUGCCCUCCUGUGGACGCUUGCCGCUUGUUGCCCAAAGAGGCGCACCUGGUGGACUGCGAAGCAACACAGGUGGCUUGUGGCGCCGGUAUUACAGCACAAUACUCCAUGUUGGUCCACAGACUCGAUGGUGGCGGAUCGAUAGGGAGGGCCAUGCCUGGAAAGGGGGGCAGGGGCAGUGGCUCAAUAUCUCAAAAUAGAGAAGUCGCGUCACGGGUCGUUGCUGUCUCGGCCUGAACAUCUGGAGACGCGUUGACGUGACCCCCAGGUCAGGAGUCUUCUUGGUGAAUUUUGGGGCUUUUUGUUUUGGCGAAACUUUUUUGAAGCACCAAAACCCGGAGUUUCUCGUGCGUUAGCGAAUUUUGAAUAGGCACCUUGGGCCAAAAUUCACCCACGGCUUUUUCAAAAUUCACCCCAAAACUCACCGGGCGCCCAUUUUCGACCGUGAUAAACAAACUUUAGCGCAGAAAAGUGCUCAAAAAAGUGCACAGGUAGGCCCUGGGAAGUGGGGCCGGGGGGGAAAGACAGGCGCCCUCUGCUGCCCUCAGCCCGUCUAUAUUCUGCCGAAAAGGCCUGGAGAGUUCACGCACCUGCCGGAUAGACGCGUCAAAGCUCUCGGCCUGGUCCUUUCACCCUUGCUCUCGCGCCUUCAUCUUGCCUAAACUGUAUGUGCUUCGCGGCUCUUGUUUUUCGCGUCUUUGCCACGGCUGCUGCAGUGCCUGCUCUUUUGCAAGCACAGGAAGACGAAAAGACAUGGCCAAAGAACGACGCCCAGGCCAUGUCCAGCUGCCUGCCGCAUAGCCGGCGAGUUCUGCGGUGUGCAGAACGCUCUUCCCAGAAGGGCGAGAGGGACAAUGUCCCGGCAGUCUCCUCUGCUAUUUGUCAUGCAAAAUUCACUAGAGAUUCGCCACGUCUCAUGCUAACGCGUGUUAAAGCUCUAAGCAGUGCGGCGUCGCACCCGACCACAGUUCUGGCAAGCUUGGUAUCCAUAGUAAAUUUCCUGUACAUGUACAAUUCGCCUGCUUUUCUGCCUUUAAAAAAUGACGCAAAAAAAUUGCAUUUCAAAAAAUUUCAAACCAUGCAUGACGAUACGCACACAAAAAGCACGCACAUGCAGCCGGGAUGGCAGUAAAUGUCCUAUGCUGGUGGUGCCUGUAGCCAAUUUAGCUAGCUAAAGACGCUGCCAGGUUCCGCGCGAGAUCCAUGCACCGACCGCCAUGGGCCGCACUUCCGGGCGGUGUUGUGUGUUUUCCCAAAAGGAGGCGAUCGCGCCCGAACAGCCAAGCCCGACGCUUUUGGCGCGAUUACACAUCACAGCAGUUCCCACCUUCAGGCCCAUACUUUUCCCUUCUUCGUCUUUCCGGGCGUUAAAAGUGGAACCACACGCCGCAAAUCCAUCGCGGGCGUCUGAGUAAAUCCAUCCGAACCACAUCAGGGGCCUCCGGCUUCGGAGCGGCCUGCUAGCUCUCGUACGGCGCGGCCCGUAAAUAUUUCAAAGCCGGGGCCGCUACUGGGCCGAUUGUCUUCGCCCAGAUUGCUGCCUCCAUGUCCCCGCGCCACCUGGCUGCGACAUACGGCAAGACGGAUGGGCCUGCGGCGUUGUGUUUUCAAAUGCGGGCUGGUUGGAGAGGGAUGGUCGGAGAGGGCUGGUCGGAGAGGGUUGGUUGGAGAGGGAUGGCACCGUGCGUCCGGAUCUCACUAGCAAUACCAUGCCGGGUAGAUAUAUUCAGUCGGCAGCACCCGAGAAAGCUGCAACUUUUUUUUUUUCGAAGCCGCGUUUCUUUUCAAUUUUGCAUGACAAACAGUGGUGAUUUGUACAUGUACAGGAAAUUUACUAUGGAUACUUGGCCUCACAUUUGCAGAAGGUUUUCAGCUGCACGGAACCGAGGAAAGCGCGAGGAGGCAAACGGAGAUUGCACUAGUGGUUCAUCUCGUUGUGUUUCGAUUCAUCCUAGUACUUUGGACCCGCCUAGUUGGUGGUACCAGCCGGUAUACACUUGCGAGACUUGUUCGCCGCCGUGUCGCGAUUACAACAGCUGGUGCGGCGUCGCACCCGACCACAGUUCUGGCAAGCUUGGCCUCGCAUCUGCAGAAGGUUUUCAGCUGCACGGAGCCGAGGAAAGCGAGAGGAGGCAAACGGAGACUGCACUAGUGCUUCUCGUUGUGUUUCGAUUCGUCCUACUUCGGCCCCGCCUAGUUUGUGGUACUAGCCGGUAUACGUAUAGUAAACUUGCGAGGCUUCGCCGCCUUGUUGCGAUUUUUACAGCAGCUGGUGCUCCUUGUUUACUUGUUCCGAGCGACUUAGUUUUUCUUCUGCGAAACCACGUCAAAAAUGCCUUCCAAUCACAUUUCUGGUACACCAUGGGGAAUAAAAUUUUGGUUUUCAACAGUUUUCGACUUUCUGCAAAAAAGUUUAAGGUUCUGUUUGCGUCAAGAAAACUACUAAUCUUCACAACGUGUUGUAUCUUCAUCAUGUCUGUCCGCAAACUUUUCCAACAGAGCCAUUGGCUCCUGUAUCUCAAUCUCUGCCUUACAGCUUCUUCAUCUUGUUGUAGACGGCAGAGGGAAGAAAUGGAUUCACUUUUGGUCCUGCGCAUACUCCCC
Amoebophrya sp. A120 is the source of this 5169-nucleotide messenger RNA. The record is from the annotation of a GenBank genome assembly. NCBI's taxonomy places the organism in Eukaryota, Dinophyceae, Syndiniales, Amoebophryaceae.